Penicillium longicatenatum is the source of this 1245-nucleotide messenger RNA. RefSeq lists its product as uncharacterized. The coding region runs from base 1 to 1245 and encodes 414 amino acids. The transcript has a single exon. The record is from RefSeq and is a predicted model, not a curated record. NCBI's taxonomy places the organism in Eukaryota, Fungi, Ascomycota, Eurotiomycetes, Eurotiales, Aspergillaceae.
AUGUCCAACAUCAUCCAUAAAGUCAAGGACACGAUUGCCCAGCACAAGGAGCAUAAGGAAGAGGAAAAGGUAGAGAAGACUGCGGAGCACCACACCGGCACCAACGACAACACCUAUGAUUCUACCAAGUCUUCCAACCACGGUCCCCAUGGCAGCAACACCGCCAAUAAGGCCGACCCUCGUAUUGACAGCGACCGGUCCAACUUGACUGGCUCAACUUCGGGCAACUACGGGCCACACGAUAGCAAACUUGCCAACGAGGCCGAUCCCCGUGUUGACAGCGAUCUGGACGGCCGUGCUGCCCACAACACCUCCACUGCCACUGGUGCUGGCUACGGCUCAACCGGCACUAACCACGGCACCACAAACGCCUAUGAUUCUGCCCGCUCUUCGAACUAUGGUCCUCACGACAGCAAAUUGGGCAACGCCGUCGACCCUCGUGUGGAUAGCGACCUAGACAGUCGAGGUGCCCACAAUACUACAACUGGGUACGGCUCAACUGGACCUACUGCGGCUGGUGCUGGCUAUGGCUCUACUGGCAACAACUAUGGCACCGCCAAUACCUACGAUUCCGCCAGAUCCUCCAACUAUGGGCCCCAUGGCAGUAAUGUUGCCAACGAGGUCGACCCUCGCGUUGACAGUGACCGUGACGGCCGUGCUCACCAUAGCACUUCCUCCGGUCACGGCGCUGGUUACGCUGCUACAGGUGCCGCUGCCGGUGCCGGCGCUGGCUACGCUGCCUCGCACCACAACUCAACUCACGCCCCUUCCACCGGUCCUGCCACCUCGACGUCUGGUCCCCACUCCAGCAACGUAGAGAACAAGGUGGAUCCCCGUGUUGACAGCGACACUCCCAACGACCGUUAUUCCGCUUCAACUGGCCCAGCCUCUUCGACCGCUGGUCCCCACAAGAGCAACGUUGCCAAUGAGGCUGAUCCCCGUGUCGACAGUGACCGCAGCAAUGCUACCUUUGUUGGCGGUGACUCCCGAUUUGAUAAAGAUGUUCACAAGGCCAGCCUUGGUGGCGGUGAUGUGAUGCACCUUUCUGGUAACAAGGCCCCGACUACUACCCAGACUUUUGAAAAGUCCCAGCAUGAGAGUCUUGGUAGCGGUGCUGCCGCUGGUAGCAGCUACAACUCUCAGAAGACUGUUGGUCCUCACAGCAGUGAUACUGCCAACAAGCUCGACCCUCGCGUCGACUCGGACCUUGAUGGAUCCAAGACUGUUGGCUCUCAACGUGUUUAA